Molecule: messenger RNA, 516 nt
Organism: Thermothelomyces thermophilus ATCC 42464
Lineage: Eukaryota; Fungi; Ascomycota; Sordariomycetes; Sordariales; Chaetomiaceae
Exons: 4
Coding region: 1-516 (171 amino acids)
Biological process (GO): positive regulation of translational initiation; transcription initiation at RNA polymerase II promoter; positive regulation of nuclear-transcribed mRNA poly(A) tail shortening
Cellular component (GO): RNA polymerase II, core complex; P-body
Molecular function (GO): translation initiation factor binding; single-stranded RNA binding; single-stranded DNA binding
Source: RefSeq, a predicted model, not a curated record
AUGUUCUUCCUCCACAAUCUCGAGCGGCGCGUCACGCUGCAUCCGUCCUACUUUGGGCGGAACAUGCACGAGCUGGUGACGACGAAGUUGGUCAAGGACGUCGAGGGAACCUGUGCCGGUGAUUACUAUAUCAUCGCCAUCAUGGACACCUUCGAUGUGUCCGAAGGUCGCAUUCUCCCCGGGAGCGGCUUGGCCGAGUUUACCGUGGGCUAUCGUGCCGUGGUCUGGCGGCCGUUCAAAGGCGAAGUGAUCGAUGCCAUCACCCAGACGGUGAACCCGCACGGCUUCUUUGCCCAGGCCGGGCCAUUGCGUCUGUUUGUUUCCUCGCACCUGAUGCCCGACGAAAUCCAAUACGAUGCCAGCGCCACCCCGGCGCAGUUCACCAACAACGCCGACAUCGUCAUCGAGCAGGGCACCCACGUGCGGGUCAGGAUCAUUGGCUUGCGGACCGAGGUCGGCGAGAUGUGGGCCAUCGGCAGCAUCAACGGUGACUUUCUUGGCUGCCUCCAGGCAUAG